Messenger RNA from Lymnaea stagnalis (great pond snail), 2396 nucleotides. The record is from the annotation of a GenBank genome assembly. Lineage: Eukaryota; Metazoa; Mollusca; Gastropoda; Lymnaeidae.
GACUUUUCAUUCAAUGAAAUCUGACCGUCACAAAGAUAAGAAGACCACACCACCAGUCCUGGGAAAACAGCAUGAGGUCACUUCAUGGACAGGUCACAUGACCAACAGGUGACGUUUUAGCACCAUCGUAACCUGCCAAUAAAAGCUGCAACCAUCUUUAAAAUCUUGCACACUUUUAUUUUUUGAUAUCAAGGCAUCUCAGGUGAGGAAAUCUUAGUGCCUUUAGUAUUAAUUCAAAUUGAAAUGCCAUAAAGGGUCAAGGGUAAAAAAAAAAACUAUUUGUAAUGUGUCUAGGUGUGUGUAUCCAAUUACCACUUUCUGUCUAUAUGUGUUUAUUUAAUUACCACUUUAUUUCUAGAUGUGUGUAUUUAAUCACCACUUUCUGUCUAGUUGUGUGUAUCUAAAUUCUUAUUACCACUUUCUGUCUAAGUUUGGGUAUAUAAUUACCAUUUUCUGUCUAAGUGUGGAUAUCAAAUUGCCACUUUAUGUCUAGCUAUGUGUAACAAAUUACCCCUUUCUGUCAAGGCGUGUGUCUCUAUUUACAACUUUCUGUCUAGGAAUAAUUGUUUUACAUUCAAUAUAUUGCAAUUUUCAUCAAUAAUUUCUUUCUUCCAUGCAUAAUUUCUAAGGUCUACUGACUUCAGCACCAUGUCUUACCUAUUCGCUCUUUUACCCUGCCUUCUGGCUUUGGCCUUGUGCCAGAAUGAAAUAAGGACGCUAGCUGACGCCCUCUUCGUCAAAUUAGAUCUUGACAAUGACGCCCAUAUCGAGAAACCGGAAGUAGGAGAUUAUUUUAAGGUUUGUGAAGCCAUUUUAAAAGUGCUUAAAAUUGAUGCCUCAGCUUGUUCACAGAUUUGAUCAUGUAAUGGCCUGUUUUGGGGGGGUCGUGGAAAAUUCAUCUGUUUUACUCUCAUUUGAUAUGUCAAAAAAUAUAAUGUUUGUUUUGGUAUUUUUUACACUUUGUCUAUCAGACCUUUGACCGCAAUGGGGAUUCAAGAGUGUCCCAACAAGAAUACGUCACCGUUAUAGACGCCCAAUACGGCGAUAACCCCGAAUGGCAACGCAUACUCCAUAAUGUCUUCGGCAGACUGGACUUCAACAAUGACAACCAUCUUGACGUCCUCGACUAUGACAGACUCUUCUCCUCUGCUGAUGUCAACGCCAACAGCUUGGUCAACGAGCUGGAGUUUUACAAGUAAGUUGUCGUAUUUGAUCGUCCAGAGCAAGGCUGCACAACAUGUGGCCCGCGGGCCGAAUGCGGCCCGCCAGCACUCAUUUUGCGGCUUGCAACGUAACGAAACGUUUGCUAUUAUUAUAAUUUUCUCAAAACCUUUACCUCCUGUUCUACUUUCCUUCGGCCCGCACAUGUUUUUUUCAUAAAGUAUUACGGCCGACCUUACAUUUUGAAUUGUGCAGCCCUGGUCUAGAGCAGUGGUCCCCACACCUCGACACAUUAGAGUACCUCAUUCCCCAAAGCAUAUGUUAUUUGUGGAUCUCAACUUUGCACUGAAUACCCGGGUGUUUUAAAAUAAAAAUGUUAUAUUUUUAACAAAGUCCUACAUUCAAUAAUAUACGUUGUGCUUCAUGGUAACAAAAAAAACUCAAGGGUAUGGCUCCAGAAACUGUAAUUAAAUUACGGUUCAAACAAUUUAAGAAUGUUGCUCACAAUAAAAUGACUGAUAGGUUAAAAGUAAAGAUGUUUAGCGACACUAGGAUCUCCGGAAACAUGAGAAUAAAAUGUUCAAGAUUUCAGGGAAUUGAUAUCAUGGGGUUAUUGCGAGUAAACUUUCAACAUUUUACUUGAACAAAAAAUCAGUCCCAAGUUCCGAAAGAAAGACAGUUUUCAGUUUUAAACAAGGCUUAUUGGUGCACACAUCAGAACUGUAUUGUACGCAGCCGUCGUGGUAAAACAGAGAAAGUUAAAUGACCGAAUAAAUAAUAUAUAGGUAGUUCGAGGAAGUUAUACAAAUGACGAAAAAGGAUCUAUUCAGAAUGGAUCUCGACUUGUGAUCGAAAUUCCCCAUAAAUUCUUGAAAACCUCUGGUAGUUCUAAUUUAAAAACGCUUAGCGAACUCAUUCAGAGAUUUAAGUAAAUAAAUAUUUACGAGAACUACACAAUUAAAAAUCCCCCCCCCCCCGGCCCAAUCCAUGACAGAGGUUUAGUUUUCAUCGUGAUUCACUAGAGCUAAGUUCACAUAAACAAAUACUCAUGCACAGCUUUAAUCCUAUGUUACUAUUUCUGUUUCAGCUUCUUCCACAGCCUUACCCUCUAAUCGCUGACGCCCGAGUAUGUUAUAUACAGUUCUUCUUCCACAACCGUACCAUCUAAUAGCUGACGCUCAAGUACAUUAUAUUAUACAUAGUUCUAAUAAGAAUAAACUAUCAUGUGACACAUC